Molecule: messenger RNA, 4008 nt
Organism: Parathielavia appendiculata
Lineage: Eukaryota; Fungi; Ascomycota; Sordariomycetes; Sordariales; Chaetomiaceae
Product: calcium-translocating P-type ATPase
Exons: 3
Coding region: 1-3636 (1211 amino acids)
Biological process (GO): calcium ion transmembrane transport; intracellular calcium ion homeostasis
Cellular component (GO): plasma membrane; intracellular membrane-bounded organelle
Molecular function (GO): ATP binding; ATP hydrolysis activity; P-type calcium transporter activity
Source: RefSeq, a predicted model, not a curated record
AUGGAUCAGAUACAUGGAAUACACCAAGACAAAACCCGGCCACGGUCCGACGUUCCGCCCAUCAAUAUCGACACCUCCGUGGCCGGCGGCAGUCAGCCCGCAGGGGCUGAACCACGCACGGCAUCGAUCCAGCCCAACCCAGGAGACGAGGCCCUCUUCAAUAUAGAAAACAACCCCUUCACUCUAACCCCCGGCCAUCUCACCAAGUUAAUCGAUCCCAAGUCCAUCACCGUCCUGCACCAGCUGGGCGGCUUACGGGGGCUCGAGACCGGCCUACGAACAAACGUCCAAACCGGCCUCAGCGCCGACGAGACCACCCUUCACCCCUUGGCAUCGUCACAGCAGCCACAGCCCUCCAACCAAGCAGCACCAGACAGAUUACCCCUGCCCGUACCCGGCCACAACAAACAAGACGACAGCGACCAAUACGCCUCGCGCCGCCGCGUCUUCGGGGUCAACCGCCUCCCCGAGCGGCAGUCCAAAUCCUUCCUCAAACUGGCAUGGAUCGCCCUGCAGGACCGCGUGCUGAUCCUGCUCAGCGUGGCGGCCGCCAUCUCGCUGGCGCUGGGUCUUUAUCAGACCUUUUCGGGCCACCACAAGGAGGAGGAAGGCCAGGCGCGAGUCGAGUGGAUCGAGGGCGUAGCCAUCAUCGUUGCCGUCCUUGUCGUGGUCAUUGUCGGGGCGCUGAACGACUGGCAAAAGGAGCGGCAGUUUCGCCGGCUGAGCAAGAAGAAGGAGGACCGAUGCGUGACGGUGGUGAGGGCGCGCAAGGCGGAACGUGUGUCGGUGUACGAUGUGCUCGUCGGGGAUGUCAUGGUGCUGGAGCAGGGGGAUGUGAUUCCCGUGGAUGGAGUGUUGAUUGAGGGGCAUAAUGUCAGUUGUGACGAGUCGUCGUCGACGGGCGAGUCGGACGUGGUGAAAAAAGUAUCCGCCGAGGGGGUCCCGCAAGCACUGACGCGGGAGGCUGAGACGGCCAAGAAGGACCCUUUCUUACUCUCUGGCGCCAGGGUGUUGGAAGGAGUGGGUAAGUUUCUUGUGACGGCGGUUGGGCCGCACUCGAGCCUGGGGAGGACCAUGAUGGCGCUUCGCGACGACCCGGGCAUGACGCCACUGCAGGCGAGGUUGAAUGUCCUUGCUGAUCCGGCAGGAUACAUCGCGAAGCUGGGUAGCGCGGCGGGAUUGCUUCUCUUCACGGUGUUAUUGAUCGAAUUUCUCGCCAGACUUCCAGGCAAUCCAGCCAGCAGCGAGGAAAAGGGCCAGAAUUUUCUCAGGAUCCUCAUCACAUCCAUCACCAUCAUCGUGGUGGCCGUCCCUGAAGGUUUACCCCUGGCCGUGACGCUCUCCCUCGCCUUCGCCACCAAGAAGAUGAUGAAAGAAAAUAAUCUCGUGCGGCACCUGCAGUCUUGCGAGACGAUGGGAAACGCGACCGUCAUUUGCUCGGACAAGACAGGGACCCUGACAGAGAAUGUCAUGACAGUCGUUGGCGGCAGUCUCGGUACCGGGGAGGUUACGUUCGGCGACAGAAACUUCACCCCGGCGCCAGACAGCACCGGAAUAUCAGACGCGGCGAAAGACCCGGAGGACGAGGAAGGAUGUACAGCUGGCCCAAAACAACUCCCAACAGCCAGCCUCGCAUCGGCUCUCCAUUUCGAAUUCCAAGCGCUCAUCAAGGAAUCCAUCGCAUUCAACACGACAGCCUUUGAGGGUGAAGAAAACGGCAAGCCGGUAUUCAUCGGCACCAAGACCGAAACUGCACUCCUCGACUGGGCCAGGCGAACGCUCAAUCUCGGGACUCUGGCGAGCGAACGAGCCAAGUCCCCCCUCGUGCAGUUAUUCCCUUUUCACUCGCAGCGAAAAUACAUGGGCUCGGUCAUCCACCUGCCAGGCAAAUACCGCCUGCUCGUCAAGGGCGCACCGGAGGUGGUGCUGGAGCAGUGCAGCAGCGUUGUCGCCGAUCCGACGGCGGCGCUCACUACAUCGGAGCUCCAGAAGUCAGCCAAGGCGCGCAUCUCCAAGACGAUUUCGCGGUACGCAUCGCUGUCGCUCCGCACGUUGGCCCUGGCGUACCGAGAUGUCGACUACUGGCCUCCAGAAGGCGCUGCCGGGAGUGCUGAGUCUGACCAGGUCGAGCCCGCCGACGUAUUCCGCGACAUGAUUUGGAUCGCUGUGGUCGGCAUUCAAGACCCGGUCCGUGAGCAUGUACCGGCCGCAGUGCGCGACUGUCGGCGCGCGCAAGUGGCCGUCAAGAUGGUGACGGGCGACAAGGUGGAAACGGCGCGGGCCGUUGCUCGGGAGUGCGGCAUCGUCACGGAUGAGGGUGGCCAUGUGAUGGAGGGCGUCGAAUUUCGCCGCCUUAGCGAGGAGCAACGGCGUGCCCGGGUCCGGGACCUUCAGGUGCUGGCUAGGUCGAGCCCCGAGGACAAGCGUGUGCUCGUCGAAUCUCUGCGCGCAUUGGGCGAGGUUGUGGCCGUAACGGGCGAUGGGACCAACGACGCGCCGGCGCUGAAGGCGGCCGACGUAGGCUUCUCGAUGGGCGUCAUGGGCACCGAGGUAGCCAAAGAAGCGUCCGACAUCAUCCUCAUGGACGACAACUUCUCGUCAAUCGUCAAGGCGCUUGCCUGGGGACGGGCCAUCAACGACGCGGUCAAGAAGUUCCUGCAGUUCCAGAUUACGGUCAACAUCACGGCCGUGUUCCUGACGUUUAUCUCGGCCGUGGCGAGCAGCGACGAGCGGUCGGUACUCAACGCGAUCCAGCUCCUCUGGGUCAACCUAAUCAUGGACACGUUCGCGGCGCUCGCGCUCGCCACCGACCCGCCCAACGGAAGCCUGCUCGACCGAGCACCAGAGCCCAGGACGGCGCCGCUCAUCACUUUGACUAUGUGGAAGAUGAUCCUAGGCCAAUCCGUGUAUCAGCUCGCCGUCGGGCUGACGCUGCAUUUCGCGGGCCCGUCCUUCCUCCCUUACCCGGAGCCGGAGCUGCGGACGCUCGUGUUUAACACGUUCGUCUUCAUGCAGAUCUUCAAACUCAUCAACAGCCGGCGCAUCGAUAACAAGCUCAACAUUUUUGAGGGUCUGCACCGGAACCAUUUGUUCAUCUUAAUGAUAACCAUCAUGAGCGCGGGGCAGCUGCUGAUUAUCUUUCUGGGCGGCGACGCUUUCGUGGUGGUCCGCUUGAACGGCGCGCAAUGGGCCAUCUCGCUCGUGCUCGGGCUCAUGUCGAUCCCAGUGGGCAUUCUGAUCCGCCUGAUUCCCGACGACUGGGUCCGAGCAUGUGUGCGCUGGCUGCCGAGGCUCCCACAAUGGCGGCGAAAACGCGUCAGGGUGCCGGAUGAGGAGAUUGAUGUCAGAGCAGAUGCUGCGGCCGGCCGAGACUUUGGGGACGCCUUGAUCACGGUGCGAGAUGAUCUCGCGUUUUUGAAACGGGUGCGAGGGGGACGCAUAGUGGCAUUGAAUGAGGCGAUUGCGAUUCGCCCGAGUGUCAGUGAGCGGCGGGUCGGGCAGACCAGAAGGUCCAAGUCUCCCAUGCAGUCGGCGGUCGGCAUGCCGGGUCUUCUGGCUGCGAGCAUCGCCGCGUCGCCAGUCGCAAGACUGCCUUCCUCGCCAAGUCCUCUCAGUAGGGAGCAAAGCGGGGGUUGAUGGAUAUCUAGUGGUCAGGCUCUGCUGUCGAAACGGUGUCUGACGGUUUCAGCCAUCGAUAUUUCCCCCAAGCACUGGCAACUCCAAUGUCGGCACACUUGCCCCUCCUCAUGUUGGCAACUAUGUCCGGUAUGCGGUCAGCUCUGCAUUUAAUCCCCAAGGCAAAGGGAAAGGGAACACAUGGUCAAUGAUCGAAGUUCAUUGCUCUAAGAAAUCAACUGGGACGGUGUUAUGCAAUAAGAGAGAAAAAAGUGGACGCCGAUUUGAGCCACAGCAUGGGAUCACCGCGUCAUCCCUACACGUGCGUAGGCCGUACAUGAGAAGACGGACGGCGAACAUUGAGGCUCCAAAUGACUUGUAUUCAAACCCGCA